GCGGCAUUGCUCGGCUUGCACGCCAGCCUGCGUGUGUUCACCUCCGUAAAUUGUGAUGUCGACCUGCGUCUGUGCUCAGGUUCACUGAAACAGGUUUUUUUUCCCCCUUCCUCCUCUCACAAGUUUCGCCAGUGAAUGAACAAGAGGAGCUGUAGUAAUAUUACCAUAUAUGGUAUAAACAUUUAGCCAAUCAGAAUACAGAUUAUAGCGGUCCUCGGCCGAUCAAAAAUUGUUGUCACGUGAUUGUCCCACCCUGAUAGUGCGACAAGAUGGCGAGCAAGCGGAGCACUGUGUGUCUUGACGAUGACCAACUAGCCGAACUACGAGCGGCAUUCGACACAAUUGAUGAAGACAACAAUGGCUUCAUUACUUUGCAAGAACUGGACACAGCUCUUCGAUGUGUCAACAUCAAGCUGCCAGGAUAUGAAAUUCGGGAGCUGAUUGGAAAGUACGACAAAAACCACCAGGAUGGCAAGCUGGACAUGGAAGAGUUCACCCAGUUGUACAUACAGGAGAAAACCAAACGAGACAUUGGCACGACUUUCAAAAAAGUUGUGUCCACACGACAGGGAGUCAACACAAUUGGAGGGACCUCAUAUGCAUCAUCCGAAGGUACCACACACACUGUAAAGCAAGGCGAGCAGGUGGCCUUUUCAGAUUGGAUCAACAGACAUCUGAAAGAUGAUCCUGAUCUGAAGCAUUUGCUCCCGCUUAAUGCCGAAGGGAAUGACCUUUAUUUGAAAGUUGGAGAUGGCAUUCUUAUCUGCAAACUGAUCAACCUUUCUGUCCCCCACACGAUUGAUGAGCGGGCGAUCAACAAAAAUAACCUCACCAUCUACAGGAAACAUGAAAACUUGACGCUCGCAGUUACCUCCUCGAGCUCCAUAGGAUGCACCACUGUUAACAUUGGGCCAGAAGAUUUGGCAGCCGGAAAGCCUCAUCUUGUGCUAGGUCUUAUGUGGCAGAUCAUUCGAAUUGGCUUACUGAAUGACAUCAACUUGGCGCACCAUCCUGGAUUGGUUGCACUGCUGAAGGAGGGUGAGGAGAUCGAGGACCUGAUGAAGCUGUCACCAGAACAGAUCCUCUUGCGAUGGGUGAACUACCAUCUUGAGCGUGCUGGUUGUGAUAGGAGGAUUUCCAACUUUGGCGAAGACAUUAAGGACUCUGAGGCUUACACAUACCUUCUUCGCCAAAUUUCACCACAAGAACGGGGAGUGACCCUUAUGCCACUUCAGGUGAGUGACCACCAUCAGCGUGCAGAGGCCAUGCUUCAGGAAGCAGACAAGAUUGGCUGCCGCAGUUUUGUGGGACCUGGAGAUGUUGUGUCUGGCAACACCAAGCUAAACCUGGCUUUUGUGGCCAAUCUGUUCAAUAACUACCCAGCGCUGGACACAAAUGUUGUUAUCGAUGAAGUCAUGGUUGAAGAAUCCAGAGAAGAAAAGACGUACCGAAACUGGAUGAACAGCCUUGGCGUGAAUCCAUUCGUGCACCACCUUUACAGCGACCUUACUACUGGCAUUGUAAUUUUCCAACUCUAUGACUUCAUUAGGCCUGGAAUUGUUGACUGGAACAAAGUCAUUCGCAAAUUCAACAAGCUCAAGGCCUCCUUUCGAGAAAAAAAUUGUAACUACGCUGUUGACCUGGGUCAUCAGUUCAAGUUCUCUCUUGUGGGCAUUAGUGGAAAAGACAUCAACGAUGGCAACCCAACUCUUACCUUAGCUUUGGUAUGGCAGCUGAUGAGAGCAUACACGUUGAGCAUUCUUGCCAAGUUGACUGACAACAAUCGGCCGAUUGCUGAUGCGGAGGUCAUAGAAUGGGCCAAUUCUAAGUUAAAGCCUGGAGAUCGAUUCUCUAGCUUCGGUGACCCAAGGUUGGGCAGUGGUGUGAUCAUCUUGAAAUUGAUUGAGGCCAUCAAGCCGGGAACUGUGAACUGGGAUAAUGUCCUGCAGGAUGCUGUGACAAAAGAGGACCAACUAGCAAAUGCUCGUUAUGCCAUUGGAUUGGCUCGAAAAAUUGGUGCAGGAGUGUAUGCCCUCCCUGAGGACAUUGUGGAACUAAAGCAGAAGAUGUUGAUGACAAUCUUUGCAUGCCUGAUGACACGUGACUUCAAGGGACGCAACCUCACAGAUGGAGAGGCCAAAUAGAAUGGACUUUUCCUGUGAAGCCAUUAACACAGAGCCUUUGAUUGUGAUGCCACACUACUUCUGAUGAAUGCUUAUGAAAUCAUUUUUCACUCUGAUCAGAAAGUAGUUUUAAAUGGACUACAAUAUAGGCUUUACCAUCAUUUCGUUCAUUCUUGACCAGCACAAUUAAAUUGCCUCAAGCCAUGAGGUUUGUUGAACAACAUGUAUUUAACCCCAUUUAAUCAGCAUGCAGUCUUUUCAAAUCUGUAUGCUUUUUAUUCGUCUAUCGUUUGACCACCGCUGUGUGAUGAGGGGAUGGCGAUGUCUAAAACAAUGCCUUCAGAUGAUAUUGGCCUGAAAGGGACAUUGAUCUUGUAAUAAUUUAAAAAAAGUACUUGCACCACAAAUGGGAAAAUUUAUAACAUGACCCUUGUAUUCAAGCUCAGUCUGUAAAACCAACUAUAAGAACUUACAUUCUCUUUUUAAUGGAGAAGGGAGUAUCUUCAAUGUUCUAGAACCUGCUUGAUAUCUUUGAAGGGUUAAAUGGAUGAAUAAAUUUGCAGUGCACAGAGAUGUUCAUUGAUCCAAGUCAGCAGUGCUUUCCUCGCAUCGGCACCAUUCCUUAUAUUCUCAAUAGUAUUAUUGUCUUUUACUGCUGGUUCUGAUGGAGCAGGAUGUUAAGCUAGUUAAAGUGAGUGCAUGAGCAAAUGAAACAGAGGCGUUUGCAGAAAAUGGAUUUUGUUGUUUAUGAGACCACCUAUUCUUCACAUUUUGAGACCAUGACUUGCUGCAUGUGCAUAGAAACCAUCUACUGGGCAUGAGGAUACAGGUAAAUAACUGUUUUCUAAAGAAAACCUUCAUUACAUGCUACUUAUUCUGUGUGUAUUUUGUACCAAGAUAACAUGUGUUUACCAUCUGUUGAGAAAAACUGCAUAAUGAUAUGAACAAAUUUGGUCUAUAUUUAGUAUUUAACAUACUAAAAUCCAUGUUUUGCCAUUUGUGGAAGGAACAAAUUGUUGAGAUGAGCAAAGCAAAAUAACCAAGGAUGCAAAGGAAAGUGAUUAAACUUUGUGGUAUUCUCUGUUAUGCUAUGUCUAUGAUAGAAAUCACUAUAAUUUGCUUUACUUUUUGAGAUCAUACUAUAACCAAUUUACAAAAAUAUUUAUUUUUUUGUAUAGUAUAUUUCAAGUCAUUUAAACAUGUCCUGUAAUCUGUUUUUAAUACGUAUGAGGUAUAAAUGACCAUUAACAUGAAGAGCAACUGCAUAAGGUUAAGACCUUUAGAGUGAUGCUGUUAACAAGUAGCAUAGUCCAUGCAAGUAGAGUUCACAUCAGUGUAUGUUUGGCAGGAGAAGAACAUAGGAAGAUUGCACAUGCCUGCCAGCUUUUGUAAAACUGUAAAAAAAAAUUUUUUUGAUAAUUUGGUCUUGCUACCCAUCAUAUUGUUGAAUGUUUUAUUCUACCUGACGCUAAUCACGUUAUUCAAGAUCACUUUAACUUGAAUGACCUAAACACUCCGUUGCCUUCCACUACCUAGUCUGUUGAUACAAAUAUGUAAACAUGACUGCAGAAUGUAUGUCUGUGAGAAAUCGUUGUGGAUUGCUCUUAAGUGCAGGACAUAUUUAUGCACCAGAUUUUCCUGGAGUAAUUUGAUGCUUUUUUUAAAAAAAAAUUCGUGUCAGUGAAGGAAAAUGAAUUGUUGCUGAGUCCCAAUUGUUAAGCUUAAGAAGAUGCUUGAUUUUGUAGUGCUUGGAUCUGGCUUAUAAUGUUUUAGAAUCAUUUUAAUUUUAAGGAAUCAUUUCCAUUUUGAAAAUUAUGAUGGGACCAUCUUUAAUUUGAACAUGAUCUUCCAAAUAUCAUGAACGCUGUGUGCAAUGUCAGAUGUAAAACAUUAAACAGAUGAAAGGGAUUUUGUUUAUUUAUUUUUCAGAAAGCCACACUUUUUUUCCAGUUCUUCACAUUUUUUGGUCUGAAUGCUUAUUAUGCAACAUUAUGUCAGAAGUAUGACAGCAAAUUUUUUGUAAACAGCAUUUUAUUGUUAUAAGUGUGUCUGAAUUCCCAGAGAUCUUUGUUCCACAGUGUCAUUGUUAAACUUUUCAUUAUUUUAAAUAAUAAAUUAACAUAUCAGCAAAGCAAAAUCAGGUUUACUUUACAAUUUACUUUUAUAAAGAAAUAUUUGAGCAAAUACUUUGAUUACACAGCGUGUUUUACAAAGAAAAGAGAAAUUCAGGUAAAAUGCAAAGUUCAUUGUUCUCAGUUUGUGCAUUAAUUGCUUAAAAAUGUUUAAAAUAGAAGAUUGUUUCUGGCUUAAGUUUUUGCCAUCUGUUUUAAUUUGUUAACAGUGCAGAGAUAUUGUAAUGAGUAUUCUCUGCUUAUCCCUUGCAAUCAAGUGCCAAGAAAGUUUUCAAAAGUUAAAGAUGCAUGAUACUAGCUUGACAGUCUUUACUAACAGAGAUAAUCAGCAUAUUUUCUUAGAUAAUUUUAGUGCAAGUUAGAAAGGUAAAUGGCGGUUAAUUAAGGGAUCUUGACAUAAUUUGUGAUUGCUAUCUGUAGAUGAUGUAACAUAGAGUCCAAUCUCUUUGCUUUCUUUGAUGAAAGUCUGUAAAAGAUGCUAUUUACUGUGAAGUGAACCAGACCAGACCAUUGAUGUUUCACUCCACUGGAAUCAAAUGAUUUGUAAAUAAAAGGAAUCUAAUGAUA
Messenger RNA from Pomacea canaliculata, 4822 nucleotides. Its product is annotated as plastin-1-like. The record is from RefSeq and is a predicted model, not a curated record. Gene Ontology annotation, biological process: actin filament network formation; actin filament bundle assembly. Gene Ontology annotation, cellular component: cytoplasm; actin filament bundle; actin filament. Lineage: Eukaryota; Metazoa; Mollusca; Gastropoda; Architaenioglossa; Ampullariidae. The transcript has 12 exons. Bases 270 to 2144 code for a protein of 624 amino acids. Gene Ontology annotation, molecular function: calcium ion binding; actin filament binding.